Molecule: messenger RNA, 1709 nt
Organism: Guyanagaster necrorhizus
Lineage: Eukaryota; Fungi; Basidiomycota; Agaricomycetes; Agaricales; Physalacriaceae
Product: FAD/NAD(P)-binding domain-containing protein
Exons: 3
Coding region: 55-1434 (459 amino acids)
Molecular function (GO): NADP binding; flavin adenine dinucleotide binding; N,N-dimethylaniline monooxygenase activity
Source: RefSeq, a predicted model, not a curated record
AAGGACUGCACUUUCGUCAUUAUAUAGUGAUGGCGGCCAGCUUGCUUCUCUGCCAUGACUUUUCCUUCUCCAAAGCGGAUUAUCGUUAUUGGCGGUGGCCCAGCGGGAUUAGCUACUCUUCGUAGCUUGACUGAGCGAGGUCAGUUCGAUAAAGUAGAACUCCUGGAACGACGUGACGAUGUUGGAGGUGUUUGGUACCUUGACGAUCCCCAGGAAGGUGACAUCAAGCCUCGAUGGCCAUCACCUUCGUACUCGGGACUUGUUGGCAACGUCUUGCCUCAAUACCUUUCUUUUUCCCAGUUCCCAUUCCCUGAGCCACCAUCUACGCCAGAUCAACCCUUCCCGACACUUGUAGAGACCCACGAUUACCUUCGGGCGUUUGCUGAGCCGUAUCUAAAGAACAGGGCCAUCCGAUUGAACCAUGAGGUUACUCGCGUCGAUGAACUUCCUGAUAAUGCUGGUUGGAAAGUCGCGUUUAAUGACUGGAACGAUGGAGGCGAGCAGCGGACCGAGAUCUGGGACGCUAUGGUUGUCACUGUUGGAUGGUAUGAUAAUCCAACUUGGCCAAGCACGGAGGGGCUUGAAGCACUCAAGGAGAAAGGGCUUGCGAUCCAUGCCAAGUGGUAUAGAGGAUCCGAACCUUAUGCAGGCAAGCGUGCACUUGUCAUCGGUAAUGCCAACUCAGCGAACGACAUGGCUUCACAUCUAGCUUGGGUCGCAAAGGAACCCGUGUACAGAAGCAUCCGUCGACCAGCCCUUCCGACAUUUCCAAGUCUGCCUGAUCCGCGUAUCGUCGAUGUUGCCCCGGUCGUCAAGUACGCGCUAGAUGUCUCCACGAACAAGAUAACCGCGACACUGAAGGAUGGUACCACUAUCGAAGACAUAGACAUUGUACUCGUCGGCACGGGUUACAGGCCAAUACCAUCUUUCGUGCAUGUUCUGGACCCAACGACCAAGCAAGUGACGCCGCUCAUGACAGAAGAAAUCAAGCCCCAUCGUAUUCCUGGCCUCCAUCGCUAUAUUCUCUACGCCCAUAAUCCAACGCUUGCUUUUGUCCUUGCUAUGAUGUGCUAUACGCCAUUCACCAUCAGUGAUCUCAGCAGUACGUGGCUCUCUCUCGCCUGGGGUGGGGAGAUUGCCUAUCCCGAGACCGCUGAAGGUAGACUAGAGUUUGAGAAGGCGAGAUUAGCGUCAUUCGAUAAGGCGCUCGAAGACCUCACAGAUCCUACAUCACUACUUGGGUGGGGUAUUUUGGGGGCCUUUGAGCAGGAGUUUUGUUCCGGACUCAAGGAGGAUAUUAUCAAAGUUAGACCUGAGUUGAAGGAUAUUUUACCGGAAUGGAGCGACGAGAGAACAAAGCAGAGGGAGUCAAUGUAUCCCUUGAAGUACAAGGCACUAGAGUUCACCAGGGAACAAAGACAGAAAUCAGGGUAGUAGAAAGGUGUAGAGCAUUAGCGUGGCUUUUGUGUUUCAAUCGAUUGAGCUGUUUAUGCUACAGCUUCCUUGAACGUAUACUUUACAGUGUUACAGCUCGUCGAUCUACAACUUUACGGCCCAAUGAUAAAAGUCGCUCACAUUGCGGACACUACGUAUGAAAUUUCGUCCGACUCACGAGGUCCUUGUCUCUUCUGUUCUCCCACCAGUCGGUCCCAUCAUGAAAACGUUCGCUCGAUUACCCAUCUACCAGAGCAGGCUCGUCCAGCAUAAUC